Molecule: messenger RNA, 9001 nt
Organism: Sorex fumeus (smoky shrew)
Lineage: Eukaryota; Metazoa; Chordata; Mammalia; Eulipotyphla; Soricidae
Gene: IGF2R
Product: insulin like growth factor 2 receptor
Exons: 48
Coding region: 16-7560 (2514 amino acids)
Biological process (GO): lysosomal transport
Cellular component (GO): trans-Golgi network
Molecular function (GO): signaling receptor activity; D-mannose binding
Source: RefSeq, a predicted model, not a curated record
UCCGGGCCCGGCACGAUGGGGGCCGUCGCCGCCCGGAGCGCCCACCUGGGGCCCGAGCGCCCCGGCCGCCCGCUGCGCUCCCGGCUCGCGCUGCAGCUGCUGCUGCUGCUCGCCUGGGCCGCCGGGGCCGCGCGCGCGCAGGGCGCCGACUUCCCCGAGCUGUGCAGUGCUACGUGGGAAGCUGUUGAUACCAAAAAUAACAUACUUUAUAAGAUCAGCGUCUGCGGAAAUGUGAACAUUGCCCAGUGCGGCUCCUCCAGUGCCAUUUGUAUGUAUAACUGGAAGACAAAGACCUACCGCUCCGUGGGUGACCCCACUCUGAAGAGCGCAACCAGAUCGCUGAUGGAGUUCAACACCACGCUGAGCUGCGGCGUUCAGAACCCCAAUCUGAGGCUGCAGAGUAGCAUUGCCUUUCUGUGCGGGAAAACUCUGGGAACCCCGGAGUUUGUCAUGACCACAGGCUGCGUCCAUUACUUUGAGUGGAGGACUUCGGCUGCCUGCAAGAAGGAUAUUUUUAAAGCUAACAAAGAGGUGCCAUGUUACGCAUUCGACAGCGAGUACAAGAAGCACGACUUGAACCCGCUUAUUAAGUUGAGUGGCGGCUACCUGGUGGACGACUCGGACCCUGACACCUCCCUGAUCAUCAAUGUGUGCAGAGAUAUCGAUGCCCUGCGGGACCCCAGCCCUCAGCUGCGCGCCUGCCCCACGGGCACCGCCGCCUGCCUGCUGCGUGGGGACCAGGCGUUCGACGUGGGCCAGCCCAAGGAUGGCCUGAGAUUCUGGGGCAAGGACAGUGGCUCGUCCAGGCUUACCCUGACCUACGUGAAAGAAGGGGCCGGGAAGCCAGACUUCUGCAAUGGCCGCAGCCCGGCGGUGACCGUCACUUUCCUGUGUCCCUCGGAGAGGAGAGAGGGCACCACCCCUAGGCUGACAGCGAAAUCCAACUGCCGCUAUGAGGUGGAGUGGCUCACCGAGUACGCCUGCACGCGGGACUACCUGCAGAGUGACGGCUGCACCCUCAACAGCGAGCAGCACGACAUCAGUGUGGACCUGCGGCCCCUCAGCCAGCAUGGCGCGGUCCCCCUCCCGUUCUACUCGGCCCCCGGCGGCAGGGAGUACACCUUCUUCCUGAGCGUCUGCGGGGACACCAGCGUGGGGGUCUGUGGCAAGAAGGACGCCGCCGUCUGCCAGGUGAAAAAUGCCGACCGCAAGCAAACCAAGAUCGCCGGCAGAUUCCAGAACCAGACGCUCCGCUACUCGGACGGGGACCUCACCCUGAUCUACCGCGGGGGCGACGAGUGCAGCUCGGGCUUUCAGCGCAUGACCGUCAUCAACCUGGAGUGCAACAAGACUGCGGGCAACAACGGGCGAGGUGCCCCUGUGUACACGGGUGAGGUGGACUGCACCUACUUCUUCACCUGGGAGACCAAGCACGCCUGCGUCAAGGAGAAGGAGGAGCUGCCGUGCAGCGUCAGCGACGGCAAGAAGCAGCGCUUUGACCUGUCUGCCUUGGUUCGGAAUGCAGAUCCCGAGCAGAAUUGGGAGGCCGUGGACGACAGCCAGCGGGAGGCCGAGAAGAAGCAUUACUUCGUGAAUAUCUGUCACCGGGUGCUGCAGCGGGGCAAGGCCAGGGGCUGUCCUGGCGAGGCGGCUGCGUGUUCUGUGGAUAAAACUGGAAGUAAGAAUCUGGGCCGAUUCCUGUCCUCUCCCAUAAAGGAGAAGAGGAACAUCGUCCUCUCCUACUCGGACGGGGACAGCUGCGGGCAGGGCAGGACCAUCAGCUCCAACAUCACCCUCGUGUGCAAGCCAGGAGAGCUGGAGAGCGCCCCCGUGCUGCGCUCCGUCGAGGAGGACGGCUGCUUCUACGAGUUCGAGUGGCACACGGCCGCGGCCUGCGUACUGUCCCGCACCCAGGGGGACAACUGCACCGUCUUUGACCCCGAGGCAGGUUUUUCUUUCGACUUGUCCUCCCUCAAGAAGAAGAAUGGCAGCUACAAAGUAGAAACGUCCAAGUACGACUUCUACAUCAACGUGUGUGGGCCGGUGACCGCCGGGGCCUGCCAGGCCGGCUGGGGCGCCUGCCAGGUCGCAAAGAAUGAGAAGAAGGUGUGGAACCUGGGCAUGAGCAACUCCAAGCUGUCCUACUACGACGGCAUGAUCCAGCUCAGCUACAAGAACGGCACGCCCUACAGCGACGGCCGGGCCGCGGCACGCAGCACGCUCAUCACCUUCCUGUGCGACCGGGACGUGGGCGUGGGUGCCCCCGAGUACCAGGAUGAGGACGACUCUGCCUACAACUUCCGCUGGUACACCAGUUUCGCGUGCCCCGAGGAGCCCAUGGAGUGCCUGGUGACCGACCCCACCACGAUGGAGCAGUACGAUCUGUCUAGCCUGGCGAAGUCCGAGGGUGGCGCCGCGGGCAACUGGUUCGCCAUGGACAGCGCGGGCUCCCACAGCUCCUGGAGGAAGUACUACAUCAACGUGUGCAGGCCCCUCAACCCCGUGCCCGGCUGCGACCGCUACGCCGCCGUGUGCCAGAUGAAAUACGUCAUCGAGCAGGGCACGUACACGGAGGUGGCGUCCAUCAGCAACCUGGGCUCGGCCUCAGAGGGGCCCUUGGUGGAGGAGAGCGGCAGCCUCCUGCUAGAGUACGUCAACGGCUCGGCCUGCAUCACCAGUGACGGGAGGCUCACCACCUACACCACCCGCAUCCACCUCGUCUGCUCCCGGGGCGGCCCGGUCACUCACCCCAUCUUCUCCCUCAAUUGGGAGUGCGUGGUCAGCUUCCUGUGGCACACGGAGGCCGCCUGCCCCAUCCAGGUCGCCACAGACAUCGACCAGGCCUGCUCCAUCAGGGACCCCAGCAGCGGGUUCGUGUUUGACCUGAAUCCCCUCAACAACACCCAGGGAUACGUCGUCUCGGGCAUCGGGAAGACGUUUCUGCUCAAUGUGUGCGGUACCAUGGCCGUGUGCGGCUCCUUUGACGGCAAGCCGGCCUCCGGCUGCGAGGCCGAGACGCCCACGGACGAGCUGAAGAACCUGAAGCCCGUGCGGCCUGUGGGGCAGGAGAAGAGUCUGCAGCUGUCCCCCGAGGGCUUCCUGUCCCUCACCUACACGGGGCCCCCCCACCCUGGCCAAGGGACCUCUGACACCUUCGUCAUCCGCUUCGUGUGCAACCCCGACGUCUACCCGGGCAGCCCCAAGUUCCUGCACCAGGACAUCGACUCCCACCUGGAGAUGCGCAACACCUACUUUGAGUUCGAGACGGCGCUGGCCUGCGUCCCGUCCCCGGUGGACUGUCAGGUCACAGACUCGGCGGGGAACGAGUAUGACCUCAGUGGCCUGAGCAGAGUGAGGAAGCCCUGGACGGCCGUGGACACCUCGGACGGCUCGGGAAGGCGGACGUUCUACCUCAGCGUGUGCAACCCUCUGCCCUACAUCCCCGGCUGCCACGGUAGUGCCGUGGGCUCGUGCCUGGUGUCGGAUGAGAGCAGCUGGAACCUUGGCGUGGUCCAGGUCAGCCCCCAGGUCACGGCCAACGGCUCCCUGAGCCUUGUCUAUGUCAACGGGGACAAGUGCGGGAACCAGCGCUUCUCCACCCGGCUGACGCUGGAGUGCUCGCAGAUCUCGGGCUCACCCACGUUCCAGAUGCGGGACGAGUGCGAGUACGUCUUUGUCUGGAGGACGGUGGAGGCCUGCCCCGUGGUCAGGGCGGAAGGUGACAACUGUGAGGUGCGCGACCCGCGGCACGGGAACCUGUACAGCCUUCGCCCGCUGUCCCUCAAUGACACCAUGGUGCGCGCCGGCGAGUACAACUACUACUUCCGCGUGUGCGGGCAGCUGAGCCCCGGCCUGUGCCCCGUGGAUGGCUCCGACACGGACAGGGACACGUCCAAGGCCAUCGCCUCCUGCCAGGAGAAGCCGGGCCCACUGGGCUUCCACAAGGUGGCAGGCCUCGUCUCGCAGAAGCUGACCUACGAGAACGGGCUGUUGAAGAUGAACCUGACCGGGGGCGAGCCGUGCCACAAGGUGUACCGGCGCUCCACAGCCAUCUACUUCCACUGCGACCGCACCACUCAGCGGCCCAUGUUCCUCAGGGAGACGACCGACUGCUCCUACCUGUUCGAGUGGCGCACGCAGUACGCCUGCCCGCCCUUCGACCUCACCCAGUGCUCCUUCAAGGACAAGGACGGCAGCACCUACGACCUCUCGUCCCUAUCCAAGUACAGCGACAACUGGGAGGCCGUGACGGGGACGGGCUCCACCGAGCACUACCUCAUCAACGUCUGCAAGUCCCUGUCUCCACAGGCCGGCUCUGAGCCCUGCCCACCUGAAGCCGCCGCCUGCCUCAUCAGCGACUCGCGGCCCGUGAACCUGGGCCGGGUGCGGGACGGGCCACAGUGGGACAAUGGCGCCACGAUCAUCAAGUACGUGGACGGCGACCUGUGUCCAGACAAGAUCCGGAAGAAGUCCACCAUCAUCCGCUUCACUUGCACCAAUGGCCCCGUGAGCUCCAGGCCCCUGUUCAUCAGCGCCGUGGAGGACUGCGAGUACACCUUCUCCUGGCCCACGCCCGUCGCCUGCCCCGUCAGGAGCAACGUGCACGACAACUGCCAGGUCUCCAACCCCAUCACAGGACAUCUAUUUGACCUGACCUCCCUCAGCGGGAAAGCGGGCCACACGGCUGCCUACAGCGAGAAGGGGCUCGUGUAUCUCAGCAUCUGUGGGGAGAACGAGAACUGCGCCCCCGGCGUGGGCGCCUGCUUUGGGCAGACCCGGAUCAGCGUGGGCAAGGCCAACCAGCGGCUGACCUACUCAGACCAGGUGCUGCAGUUGACGUACGAGGGCGGCUCCCCGUGCCCGUCCAAGACAGGCCAGACCUACAAGAGCAUCAUCAGCUUCGUGUGCCGGCCCGAGGCGGGGCCCACCAACCGGCCCAUGCUCAUCUCGCUGGACAAGCAGACGUGCACGCUCUUCUUCUCUUGGCAUACGCCCCUGGCCUGCGAGCAGGUGACCGAGUGUUUCGUGCGGAACGGCAGCUCCAUCAUCGACCUGACCCCCCUCAUCCACCGCACCGGGGGCUACGAGGCGUACGAUGAAAGCGAGGAUGAGGAGCACUCCGAGGGGUACCCCGACUUCUACAUCAACAUCUGCCAGCCGCUCAAUCCCAUGCACCGCGUGGCGUGUCCCGCCGGCUCCGCCAUCUGCAAAGUGCCCGUGGACGGUGACCCCAUCGAUAUCGGCCGUGUCACAGGCCCCCCAAUCCUCAACCCCAUAGCCAACGAGGUCUACCUGAACUUCGAGAGCAGCACGCCCUGUGCCGCGGACCCCUCCUCCAACUACACCUCCCUCAUCGCCUUCCACUGUAAGCGGGGUGUGAGCAUGGGCACCCCAAAGCUGCUGAGAAACAGCGACUGCGACUUCGUGUUCCAGUGGGACACGCCGCUGGUAUGCCCCGACGAGGUGAGGACAGAUGGCUGUGCCCUGACGGACGAGCAGCUCUUCUACAGCUUCAACCUGAGCAGCCUGUCCAAGAACAUCUUCAAGGUGACGCGGGACUCGCGCACGUACAGCGUGGGGGUGUGCACGGCAGCGGCUGGCCCCGAGCAGGGGGGCUGCAAGGAUGGCGGUGUGUGCCUGCUCUCGGGGAACAAGGGCGCGUCCUUCGGGCGCCUGGCGUCCAUGCGGCUGGACUACCGGCACCAGGACGAGGCGGUCAUUCUGAGCUACGUCAACGGGGACACCUGCCCCCCAGAGACGGAAGACGGGGAGCCGUGUGUGUUCCCCUUCAUCUUCAACGGGAAGAGCUACGACCAGUGCGUGGUGGAGGGCCGGGCCAAGCUCUGGUGCGCCACCACCGCCAACUACGACCGCGACCGCGAAUGGGGCUUCUGCAGACACCUCACCAGCCACCGCACGUCGGCCAUCAUCUUCAAGUGCGACGAGGACGAGGACAUCGGGCGGCCGCAGGUAAUGAGCGAGACGCGUGGCUGCGAGGUGACGUUCGAGUGGAAGACCAAGGUGGUGUGCCCGCCGCGCAAGAUGGAGUGCCAGUUCGCGCUGCAGCACCACACCUACGACCUGCGCCCGCUGUCCUCGCUCACCGGCUCCUGGCUCUUCAACUACGAGGGCACCGCAUACUACGUCAACCUGUGCCGCGAGGUGUUCCGGGGCCCCCCGGGCUGCUCGGAGCGGGCCAGUGUGUGCAGGAAGACCCCCGUGGGGCGCGUAGAGGUCCUGGGGCUCAUUCACACCCAGAGGCUGGACGUCGUGGACGACAAGAUCAUGGUGACUUACUCGCGGGGUCACCCGUGUGGUGAGAACAGGACGGCGUCCACCGUCAUCGAGCUGGCCUGUGCGGGCACAGUGGGCAAGCCGGCCUUUAAGAGGUUCGACGCGGAUAACUGCACCUACCACUUCAGUUGGGACUCGCGUGCGGCCUGCGCCGUGAAGCCGCGGGAGGUGACCAUGACCAAUGGGACCCUGACCCACCCGAGCACUGGCAAGACUGUCAGCCUUGAGGACAUCUACUUCAAGCCCUUCAGUGCCUCUGGCGACAUCCGGCCCAACGGGGACAAGUACCUGUACGAGAUCCAGCUGUCCACCAUCCAGAACUCCUCCAGCCCUGACUGUGUGGGGGCCAGCGUGUGCCAGUUGAAGCUGGGCGAGAAGCGCUUCAGCCGCAAAGUGGGGCUGCCCGCCAACACCAAGUACUACCUCCAAGAUGGCGAUCUCGAUGCUGUGUUUACCUCCAACUCCAAGUGCGGCAAAGACCGGAGCAAGUCUGUCUCCUCCACCAUCUUCUUCCACUGUGACCCCCUGGUGAAGGAGGGGACCCCCGAGUUCAGCCACGAGACUGCCGAUUGCCAGUACCUCUUCUCCUGGUACACCUCUGCCGUGUGCCCCCUAGGGGGCGCCAUCGACGGCAGCGCGGCAGGGGAGGAGCCGCAGCGCCGGGGGCUGUCGGAGCGCAGCCAGGCCGUGGGCGCCGUGCUCAGCCUGCUGCUCGUGGCGCUCACCGCCUGCCUGCUGGGCCUGCUGCUCUACAAGAAGGAGCGCCGGGAAACGGUGAUCAGCAAGCUGGCGGCCUGCUGCCGGAGAAGCACAAACGUGUCCUACAAAUACUCCAAGGUAAAGCUCGGCGCCGACGCCUCGGGGUGGCCGCCUCCCGUCCCCCAGGUGAACAAGGAGGAGGAGGCCGACGAGAACGAGACCGAAUGGCUGAUGGAAGAGAUCCAGGUGACCACCCCCCAGCCCGCCCGCGACGCCCCGGAGAAUGGCCACAUCACCGCCAAGCCCGUGACGGCCGCGGCGCUCUCCUCCCUGCGCGGGGACGACCAGGACAGCGAGGACGAGGUGCUGACCAUCCCUGAGGUGAAGGUGCAUGCGGUGGUCCGCGGGCCCGCGGCCGGCGCCGAGGCCAUGCCACCCCGCCCGGUGCCGGCGUCCGACCGCCUGGGCCUGGUGCAGGGCGAGCGGGUGCGCCGGGCCCGGCCCCGCAGCGCCCACCCGGCCGCCGCCUUCCACGACGACAGCGACGAAGAUCUCCUGCACAUCUAAGCCCCGCGCCUCCGCCCGGCCGGCCGGCCUCGCCACCCCGCGCCAGGCACCUCCAACCAAAUAAGACUUUCACCGCGACGCCCAUCAGUUUUUUGCCUUUAACAGAAACCGUCUCCAAAGGGAAGAGCUUUCGUGCGGGGAGGGGACAGGGGGAGGCCAAUGCCGCUCGGGUGCGCCCCGAGCGUGACCAUCAGGUGAGGCAUCGCCCCCGGCUGGGGGCUGCCCUCAGAGCCAAGGCCCUUCGACGGCCUCUUGCUUGGCGGCCUCUGACCUCGAAAGUGGCCGCGUUUCCCGCCCUCCCGCCAACCGACGUUGUCAAUUACUCAGGUCUGCAGAAAAGGAAACGCACAUGCACACAAACGACGCGUGCACACACACCUACACACACGUGCACACACACACACCCAGACAUACACACACCCAGACAUACACCCAGACAUACACGACGUGCACGCGCGCACACACACACACACACAGACAGACGCACGCACAGACACACCAGGCUCUGCCUACAGCAGCAGGGGGAGGUACCGUUCGUCCACGGGCAGGAGAGGGAGCUGGGGUUGCCAGGAUGGAUUCCGACGAGCAUAUGAAGUUCGGACCUGGUCAAUAAUGUAGCCUCUAAGUUAGAAUACUCGGUUCUGUCUCUUUUUUUUUUUCCUCUUUCGCUUUCUUUCGCAGGGAGCGCGCGGCCUGCCGCACCUGGUCCCGCCCAUGGCUCAGGCCCCGCGGGGGGGCGUGGGGGGGCCAGGGCUCACCUGCUCCUUGCCUUUAGUGAGUUAACGGCUGCGCCUUUUGCAUGACCUCUUCCGACCCUACGUGCCCAGAGCACAUGUAUCAGUAUUUCCUCACCAGGCGGUGAACUCAUACGAUCCACCCAAAGAUUGAGUCUUUUUUUUUUUUGAUUGUUAUUGUUCCUCUUUUAUCGUUUUUUGAAUUUUUUUUAAUCUGUGUGUAUCAGAGAACGGAGGUGAGUCCCGUCCUGGCGGCGCCUACGCCGGCCCUGGAACCAGGUGCUCUCUCUCAUGCUUCUCGCCAUACCAACUUUUACUGUGUUUAUCAACCGCGUGACCUAUAAGAAGCCUUAAUUUGCACAGCGCGCGCGUACAGGCGCUGUGGCCGCAGGUGGGCCACCCGCGCCCCGGACUCGGUCCCCACGCCCUAUGGGGGGGGCAGGGGGCGGGCCGGGCACAGCCGUGCAGGGAGGUGGGACCGAGGUCCUGCCCACCCGGCGGCGGUGGUUCCUUCUCGCAUUAUAGACUUGUACAUAGACCUGAGUCGCGACCCUCCUACAGAUACCCGGGUUCGCGCUCGGUUCAGCAUACUCGAUUUUCAACAUGAGUGUAUUUUUAAAAAUUGAUUUCUUUCCUCAUUUUUUUUCCAAUCAAAUUUACUGUAUUAUGAAGUAUUCAACAAUUUCAAUAAAAAAUAAAUAAAUUAU